Petromyzon marinus (sea lamprey) is the source of this 6913-nucleotide messenger RNA. It is a transcript of the gene ESF1, whose product is annotated as ESF1 nucleolar pre-rRNA processing protein. Gene Ontology annotation, molecular function: RNA binding. Gene Ontology annotation, cellular component: nucleus. Gene Ontology annotation, biological process: rRNA processing. NCBI's taxonomy places the organism in Eukaryota, Metazoa, Chordata, Hyperoartia, Petromyzontiformes, Petromyzontidae. The record is from RefSeq and is a predicted model, not a curated record.
GGAUCUCUGGCGGCCGGAUCACGUGGAGCGCACGUGGAGUGGAGGGCCGCGUCCUCGUCGAGACAACGUGAACGCAGCUGCCGAAGCGCAUCGCGUCUCUGUUCACGACGACGUCGUCGUUCGUUUUACAUACAGGGAAACCGGCAGUCAAGAAUCCAGACUAAUAUUUUAGUUGCAAGUAAAAGAUUGCAAACAUGCCAAUGAAGGGAGACUUAAUCUCUCAAGAUGCACGCUUUAAAAAGGUCAGCAGGGACCCACGCUUUUGGGAAAUGCCAGAGAAGGAAAGAAAAAUUCAAAUUGACAAACGUUUCCAGGGUAUGUUUAAUGAAAAACGCUUUAAACUUAAAUACACGGUGGACAAACGUGGUAGGCCCAUCCAGCACACGAGUAAGGAGGACCUCAAAAGGUUUUACCAGCUCUCCGAUUCUGAUGAUAAUGCCUCUGAUUCUGAAAAUACCAAGGAAGCCAAAACAAAACAAACUACAAAAGACGAAAACUCUGAAAGCGACGAUGGUGAUGAAGAAACAUCUGAGAAAAAGAGUUCUAUUAAAAAUAAAAAGAACCUCAUGAAGACACAACGAGCAAAAGAAAAGGCGUUGAUAUCUUCCCAAAAAACUGAGCAUACUGGACAAUUGUCAAGUACCACUUUUGGAAAUGCAGAUGUGAAGACAAACCAGACGCAGUCGGCAAUUGAAAAGGCAAAAAAAAUAAUUGUGAAGGAGGUGAAAUCUAACAAAAAGGGUGAUAUUUCAGAAUUGGAAGACGAAUCUGAAAAGUUUGAGGAUGCCGAAUUUCAUCGUGGUAGUGCGGAAGAAAAUGAUGACAAAGAUGCAGUGACAUCACGCGUGUCAAAGAAGGGUACACAAGUCGAUUCUGCUGAUGAUGAUGACGACGAUGAUGAUGACGACGACGAUGAUAGUGAACCAGACAUAGCUCGCGGUGUUGGAAAUAUGGAAUCAAGUUCAGAUGAGGAGGAUUUUGAAGAGAUGUUAAAUGAAGAACCAGAGAUGCUGGUAGAACAUGCAUGGGGAGAGAUUGGUGAAGAUGCACCACGUGCAGAUAAUGUCACACGACGUUUGGCCGUCUGUAAUAUUGACUGGGAUAGAAUCAAGGCCAAAGAUCUGCUGGUUCUGUUCGACUCUUUCAAGCCCAAAUGUGGUGUUGUCAUGUCUGUCAAGAUCUACCCAUCAGAGUAUGGCAAGGAGCGCAUGGAGCACGAGAAGCUACAUGGGCCUGCUGAGCUGGCAGAUAACACACUGCCAGAUGACAUCCAAGACUCCCAGCUCAAUGCCAAGGAUGAAGUUUUCCAAGAAAAAUUGCGCAAGUACCAGUUUAACAGACUGAAGUAUUUUUACGCUGUGGUUCAGUGCGAUUCACCAGAAACUGCCAAUGCCAUUUAUGAAGGCUGUGAUCGAAUGGAAUACGAAGCCAGUUCUUCCUUCAUUGAUCUCAGGUUUAUACCUGAUGGCAUGACCUUUGAUGAUGAGCCAGCGGACUCGGCUAUUGAAGUGGAUUCAGAGUCAUACAAACCUAAGCACUUUACUUCAGCUGCUCUUGGAAUGUCAAAGGUGGAGUUGACAUGGGAAGAAACAGAUCAUGAACGGGUCCAAACGCUCAUGAAAAGAGAUUUCACAAAAGACGAAAUAUUGGAAAUGGAUGUUAAAGCAUACCUAGCAUCCUCCAGUGAGGAUGAUGAUGAGGAACCAAAUGAUUUUAUUCAGGAGCCUCAACGGGACAUCGGUGAAGAGGAAGUCACGCAGUUGCAUGCGAAGCCAUCCGGAUCGGAAUCUAUGCCCCUGAAAAAAAAUAAAAAAGUUAGCGAGGAGGAAAUGAUUAACAAAUACAGGGAGCUGCUUAAGGGCAUUGACGAGGAAAAAACGGAAGAAAGGGACAUGGAGAUGGAGAUAACCUGGGUUCCAGGUCUCAAGGAAACGGCGGAAGAGAUGGUGAAGAAGAAGCUGGAAGGCAAGGAUUCUUUGACCCCUUGGGAGCAGUAUCUGGAAAAGCGUAAGGAGAAGAAAAGGCAGAAACGAGAGGAGAAGAAGAAACAUAAGGACGUGCAGACCCAGGAUUUGGUGAGUGAUGAGGACCUCCCUCCAGAUGUAGACCUCAGUGAUGAAUUUCAUCGAGAGGAACUCCAAGGAACAGAAGCAUCAAAGAAGGGAAAGAAAAAGAAGACAAAGGGCAAAAAGGAACAAGCAUUGACGUCAGAAGAAACUGUUGAAAGAGUUCAACAGGAGGCUGAACUGGCUCUGCUCAUGAUGGAUGAUGAGGAGGAGGAUAAGAAACACUUCAACUAUGAUAACAUUGUUGAUCAACAAAACCUGAGCAAGCGUAAGAAGAAGAAGAUGCUGAAGAAAAAAGAAGUGAUUGAAGAAGAUACUUUUCAGGUUGAUGUGGAAGACCCAAGGUUCAGUGCAGUCUACACUUCCCACUUGUUUAACAUCGACCCGUCGGACUCCAGUUUUCGGAAAACUAAAGGCACAGAGGCACUGUUAAUGGAGAAAGGACGCAAGCGGCGUCUCCAGGAAAAAGAGAAACUAAGUGGCCUCCAGCACCAAUCUCCAGAAGUGGAGGCACUGGCAGCAAAGGGCCUUGAUGAGAGAAAGGGAGUUGAUCCUGCCCUUUCAUUGCUCAUAAAAUCCGUGAAAAGUAAGACGGAACAGUUUCAUGCCAGCAAAAAGAAGAAGAUGUAAAGACCGUCGCGAUUGCAUACUUAGCUCGUAAAAACGAGGCAUAUAAUUAAACAAAACAUGGAAAACGAUAAACAAAUCCGAUACAUUUAAACAUUUGCAAGUUAUAUUCUUGGUUCUUUCAGUAAAGUCACGUAGAAGGGAAACAAAACAAUAAAAAAUAUAAAACAAUAAAAUUCUCACGACGUUUCGACUGCAACACAAGCAAUCAUCAUCAGGUGUGAAAACCACAGCAAGAAAAUUUGAAAGUUAUUGUUGGGUUUACAUACCAAGUAUUUUUUCAAAGCUGUGCAUCUUAAAGCAGUAAAAAAUGUAGUUUGAUUUGUCUUGUAAAAAUGUAUAAAGAUGCUGUAUACAAAUACAAGGAGAUUCAUUUGGGGGCAGGAUAAAUAUUACAUUUACAUGCAAAAAAGGUAACAAUUUUUAUGUUAAAUCGUAUAAUAAACAGAAAAUAUCAAAAUUGCAGCGUUUCUCUUAUUUCCAAAUGCUGAUUCAAAUUAUUCCACAAUCCGUGAAGGUUGGUUGAUCGUUUGCAAAUGCCCCCCCCCCACCCUUUAUAAUUCACUCGUGCAAUUCAUGGUUUUGCAGACAUCUUCCCAUUGGAACUUUGCCAAGAUGUACAGAUGCCCUUUUAGAUUUAUCUUUUUAUUUUGUAGAGGUGCCUGGGAGUGUUUACCGAUGCAGCGUUCUCCAUUGCUCGAGAUCAGUGGGAGGUUUUUGCUGUGUGGGAGGAAACUUGGGCAACAGAUGCGCAACUUCAAUCCGAAAUGCAAGUCUUUUAUGUCGACGGAAACCAUUCAAUCGACACGCCUGAUGGCGGAGCACAUCAAUGUGCAUUAAAUUCAUUGUCAAAACCUAUGAAAAACACACUUGAUUUUGUUUUAGUGAUGUCGAUGUGUGUGUGCAAAAGAGAGCAAAAGCUCUUGCAAAUGUUAUAUUCGGUCAGGUACAUGCAUAUUAUAUGAAUGGGAGGAGGUGGAAAUCUUUUGUAGAAUAAGGGUUAAGUAUAAGGAAAUAAAAAUCAAUUUAAAUAUUUUACGUAUUGAUAAAAAUGACCGGUUGCUGAGACAGGUGCAAUACUCCCAAGUCCUCGGCAAUAAACAUGCAUUGGACGACUGACAAGGAAAAUGCUAGUAUGUGAUACAUGCUCAAUUGUUGAUGAUACUUUCAUUUUUCAUGAUGGGUGUAAAUUUUUAAAUCCCACAUUAAAUUGAGAGUUUUCUGCAACAGCUGCAGGAUCUCUCCGAAGCAAGCAGUGACGAGGUGUGGCAUUGUUGCCAUCGUCUGUGACAGUCACUUAAUCCUUGAUGUCAUUGCUGGAUAAUAUCGUUGCAGCAUCGACGAAUGUGCAGUCAACAUUUUAAGAUCGUUACAUUGACACCUAUAUGCAAGAAUGGAAGGAGUAAAAUAUCGUGAUUUUUUUCGUAAAAAAUGUGCACUGCUUCCUAUGAAUGAUCUACAGUGCAAUGCAACAUUGCAUUGCGAAACUAAUUUUCACUCGGUGUUCGCAAAGAUGACCUGCUCAAACAAAGUCAAACAUUCCUGCCUCAUCCAGUAACCUAUCUGUGCAUGGUGAUGUAACUGUCAUUUUCUAUCGAUGUUCACACGCCCAAUGUGUUCACAUAUCCGUCUCGAGUCUCUCGACCUCAUUUCCCAGCGGGUCUCAUAUUCGACGUUGUACUGGAAGGCCACAGCCUACAUUCCUGGGGGCGAAAUGGACCUGAGAAAUGUCAAGUCGUCACGCGUUGGUGAGGGCAGCAGCUUAAAGGUUUUGGUGGAUGUCACCACAUAUAUACACAAUUACUUGUACAGAGCCUGCAACGAUGGUUUGAGUAACAUGUUUUAGCAAUGUAUGGCGGUGUAAGUAAAACAAAAUUGGGGUGAAGUUGUGGUCGAAGUAACAAAUGUGUAAAGUCACAUUUGCAAUUUGCAGUCUCGGAUUGAAGUACAGUACUGUAAUACGGUACAAUUAAACGUUAUUGGUUACAAAUUAUGCAUCGAAAAGAAUGUUAUAUUUGAAUAAGGCGUUACGAAGCGUGAUACGUUUAUUAAUUAAGUCAUGGUUUAGCACACAUGGGAUCUAUGUAGCUUGAUGGUAACUUGGGCCACAAUGAUGUUAGAAUGGCUUUUGACGUGUAUUUGUUUUACGCAUAAAGGAUUCAAAGGUAAAUUGAGUCGUCAGGUCAGUACCCCCACCAGCUAAGUUUUGACCUGCCAUUGGACCACGUGGGUUGAAUAGUUUGCCUUUGAGCGAGAAGCUUAAUUACAUGUUUUGUCCACUGUUAAUAACUGGCAGAGAGCUGUGAUGUGUUUAGUGGAUUCCUCCACAAAUCCAGCAACCCGAGUUUUAUUCCCGGCCAUGGCUAACAGCGGCCAGUGAACAUUUGAACCCGUGCUGCCAAGGUCUCCAUCCGCACACUCAGCGGCGUGGUAAAGUAUGGUCAAACAACCCCCCCGUGAUCGACUCGGGUGUGGAAGGCCUUGAUCGAGGAGUGGCUUGACAAAGACUGUAGACUGCAUCUGAUUGUACAACGUACUUGGGCAUUCAGUCGUGUAUUUACAAUGGAUCAAUAUACCCAACUCCGUGCUGCAUGGUUAUGUUUAACAUAUCUCAGUGCUGUUCAAAUGGAGCUCCUUGACCUUUAAAAAUAUUUAAAGAAAAUGUGUUCCUCUCAUAAGCCUUUAAAGCUUCUCCUUUGUUUUAAAAUGUGCAUGCAUGUACCAUAUCCAAAAAAUUCCAUGAAACUUUGAAAAUUCAGCAAGUCCCACUCAUCGUUUAUAUUUAGCUUUUGUGAUUUCCCAUGCAGGUCUUAAACAUGACCGCAUCUAUUCACGUGAAUGCAUGCAUAUUGCAAGACAUGUAGCCAGUUAUUUUGGACGAACCUCACAUUACAAUGCAAAUGUACCCAUGUGUGCUUGUAUUUCCAGGGCCUUGUACUAUGCUACAGUGAGUGGUGGUGUAGGCCCACUGGGGGCUAGCCUUUUAAUCUCUAAAAUCCAAGUGACAUGCAAAGAUAGACAUGUACUGCAGUGAGAUUCGAGAAAUGUAGACAAAAGUUAGAGAUUUGGCAAGAGUAGAUGGAUGGAUUUUAUGUUAGGUUCUUUAGAGGAUUAUGCUCAUUCAGAUUAGAAUUUAGCUGAUGUUUGACAAACGACUUUUUCAAUGAAUAUAGGGCCCCCUUGGCCUGAAGCCUUUGCUUGGUUUUCUUGUGUGCAGCGCCAUCAUUGUUUACAAGCACUGUAAAGUGUGAAGGCAAUGUUUCAAAUGUCAGUGUAGAAGGAAAUGUCAUGGAACAUAGUAUAUUGGCACUUCCUAAAGCUCAACCUCGACAUAGGAAAUAGAGCAUGCCAGUUCUGUGGUGGCUGUUUCUUUACAGGAGUCUAUGUUUCCAAGAGGGAACGGCCAAAGCAAGUUUACUGCAGAGUGGAUGCCAAAUACCUCGUGAAAAAUCUCAAUUCUAGGCCAUAUUUAAAUGAAAAUCUCAAAUUAUUUUAAAGACACGAGCAUUGUGUUCAUUUUUCGAUUUAAAGCUUUCGUGACUGCAGGGAUUAAUCUUCUUGGUUCUUUCGGUAAAGUCACGUAGAAGGGAAAUAAUAAAAAUAAUAAAAAGAAAAGAACCAAGAAGAUAUUGUGUUAAUAUUAAAUAUAUACGUAUUUUUUUAAGGUGUAAAGCUAGAUGAAAUGGCCCAGAAAAUAAAGGCAAAUGUAGAUGAGGACGUUCCAGAUACCACAGCAUAGGUUAGCACUGCCCUUCACAGUAUGAACCCAGGGAAAACUUCUGGACCAGAUGGGAAUAACUGGAUAUCAUCAAAUCAGCAGGACCAGCUGCUGGAUCAAAACUGGUUGACCUAUUUACUCAAUGUUUACAUAAAUUAAAUGGCACAAUUGUGUGUCAUGACGCCUCAAACCUUCUCUUCAAAGAGGGAGACAAAAAUGUGAAGCAUACAAGACCCUUUAAAUCCUCCAUCAUCAGCCAUGAUCAAUUGACUGCUGGAUGAAGGGCUUCCCGUCACCAGCUCUCACGAGACAGCAUAUACAGUGCACAUAUAACGUGUAACAUUUCCUGGAAAUAAUAAAAUGACAAAUCCAGUCGACAAAAAUUAUUGUUCUACGCUAAGAGCGCCGCGUUGGAUGUUGCCUGCUUAAAUUUAUCCUACAUUCCAGGCAAAAAAAAUGUUUUACCCCGCACAAAAUAAAGAUUGCGCACAUUAAUUUCAAA